AUGGAAGGCAGCGAUGAAAAGCUCCCCAUCGGGGUCGAGAAGAAGAAACCCACUUUCCAGUCCCAAGGACUGCAACGCCGUUUGUUGCGAUGGGGUGUCGAAGCAAGAGGAAUCCGGCCGGUCGCAGUAGAGGAGCGAACAGACACACAGUUGACCAAAAUCUUCUUCAUAUGGUUCUCUGCAAGCUUCAACUUGCUCCCCUUCUCAGCUGGUUCAUUAGGUCCAAUCGCUUAUGGACUUGGACUGCGCGACAGUUGUCUCGUCAUUCUCUUCUUGAACCUACUGUGCUGUCUCCCGCCGGGAUACCUAUCGACAUGGGGACCUAAACUUGGUCUACGGCAAAUGGUCCAGGCACGCUACAGUUUUGGUUAUUUUGGCGUCAUUGCUCCCGUUCUGCUCAAUCUCAUUGGUAUGACGGGGUUCUGCAUCCUGGACUGUAUUCUAGGUGGUCAGACACUCGCGGCUGUCGCAGACGGAAACCUAAGCUGGAGUAUCGGAAUCGUCAUUAUCGCCGUCAUUUCUUUGCUUAUCUCGUUCUGUGGCUGGAAAGUCCUCCACUGGUAUGAGCGGUUCGCUUGGAUUCCAGUGUUCGUCAUCUUCCUCAUUGCGGUUGGUCUUGGGGGCAAGAACUUCAAGAAUAUCCCUUCUGUGGAGCCACCAACUGCCCAGACCGUGCUAUCCUUCGCUGCUGUGAUCGCUGGCUUUGUAUUGACGUGGUCGCCAUUGUCGUCCGACUUCAGUUGCUAUAUGCCGCCUGAUGCUCCAAGUAAACGGGUGUUUCUUUACUCGUAUCUCGGCCUUGUCCUUCCUACAGUGUCGCUUCAAUGUUUUGGUGCACUGAUCGGUGCUUGUUUAUCGAGCGUACCGAAUUGGGAGGCUGGAUACGAAGGCGGCGAUGUUGGCGGGAUCUUAAACGCCAUGUUGAGCCCAGCAAAAGGCUUCGGAAAGUUCUUGACCGUUCUUUUGGCGUUGUCGGUGAUGGGAAAUGUCGCUGCAACAUUCUAUUCCAUCUCUCUCAACCUGCAAAUACUCGUCCCCGUCCUUGUUGUGGUUCCACGCUAUGUUUUUUCCAUUCUGGUCACAGCCAUCGUCAUCCCUCUCUCUAUAGUCGGUGCCCACAACUUUUACUCGACAUUAAGUAACUUCCUGGGGCUUAUUGGAUACUGGGCUGCUUGCUAUAUCGCCGUUGUUCUAGAGGAACAUUUCAUCUUCCGCAGAGGAGACGCGUCGCGGUACAACUUGGCCGAUUGGAACAAAUCCAAACGACUACCGUCAGGACUUGCAGCUGUCGUAGCGGGGAUGUGUGGAAUAGGAAUUGCGAUCCCGUCAAUGGCCCAGGUUUGGUACACUGGACCAAUCGCCGAAACAACGGGUGAUAUUGGGUUUGAGCUGGCGUUUGUGACGACCUUGGUUGUGUAUCCUCCUCUAAGGCUACUAGAAAUUCGUAUACGAGGUCAAAUUUAG
Molecule: messenger RNA, 1464 nt
Organism: Mycena indigotica
Lineage: Eukaryota; Fungi; Basidiomycota; Agaricomycetes; Agaricales; Mycenaceae
Product: NCS cytosine-purine permease
Exons: 10
Coding region: 1-1464 (487 amino acids)
Biological process (GO): transmembrane transport
Cellular component (GO): plasma membrane
Molecular function (GO): transmembrane transporter activity
Source: RefSeq, a predicted model, not a curated record